AUGGGGAAGAGACAAAACCAGCAGAGUGAUUCUUCACCGAUGAAAUUAGAAAACGCGUCCAUAGGACAGGAUCCAGAAGAUAACCAGAAUCAGGAUCCUCCCAAGGUUAUUUUGCUUCCAGAAGGUAUGCAAAAUGGUACCAAACGUAGAAGGGUUGUUAGGGCGUGUGACAGAUGCCGGAAAUUGAAGAUCAAAUGCUCUGGUGAUUUGCCGUGCAUUCAUUGUACAGUCUAUAAUUAUGAGUGCACAUAUGCACAACCAAAUAAAUCAAAGAGGAAACCACCACCACCACCGCCGGCAUCGUCCUUUGUAUCGAAAGAGGGAAGUAAGAAUCACGAACAUGGACAUGGACAGACGCAAGCAAAAUCGCCCUAUAUUAAACCAAAGGUGAAUUUCAAGAGUGUCAAUACUGUGAAAAGUAAAACACCUCAAUCUCAAUCAAUGGAGAGAUUCAAUUCGUCAACUGUCUCGGUACUUGCGGCCUCAAAUCCGGAGCUCUUCUCCAAACUCACCGAUAGGUUGAAACUAUACGAUGAUAUCUUGCAUCGCUUGUUACCGGAUAUUAAGUUGACCGACUUGAAUGAUAAUCCCAAACCUAUUAAUCCAAUGAAGUUAAUGACUGCAUUGAAUAAAUUGAGACAGAAUAAUAAAGAUGUAUCUAAAGCUUCAAGUAAACAGAUUGCCAAAGUUUAUGACUCGUUGCCUGAUAUGCCCCUACCCAGUAUACCCAUCUCAAAAUUACCACCAUCGCAAUUCUUACAGCCUGAUCACUUGCAGUCGCAGCCGCAGUCACAAUCACAGCCACUUUCACAGCCGUCCCAGGCACCAGAAAAUCCAUCUAUUUCACGAAUAAACAGCAGCUUGAACCUCAAUAGUAAUCAGAGUCAAGAUAUUGAUGGGUCGUUGCAGUCUUCAAUGGGUAAAGAGAUCAAGAUUAUCUUACCUUCUAGAGAGGUUGCACUUGAUCUAAUCACAAAAACCUGGGAGAAUGCAUGUGUUUUGUUUAGGUUUUAUCAUCGUGUGGCAUUCAUUGAGGAUUUGAAUGAACUUUAUGAUACGGACCCAAAUCAAUAUUCUAAUAAACAACAGCGCUUUUUACCACUUGUGUAUUCGGUUAUGGCAUGUGGUGCGCUGUUCUAUAAAAGUGAUGAAAAUACCUUAAAACUGGCAGCUUCAAAAUCCGGAGAAGGGAAGAAUGAUGGAAACAACGGCGAGAAGGAGGAAAGUGAUGAUGAAGAUAUAGGCGUUGGAUCUCCGGCUUCAGAUCAUAUCCAAAGACAAGACGUCGAAGAUGAAGGUUACAGAUAUUUCAUAGCUGCAAGGAAACUAAUUGACAUCACAGAUACAAGAGAUACUUAUGGCAUCCAAACAAUUGUCAUGUUAAUUAUUUUUCUACAAUGUUCAGCCAGAUUAUCGACAUGUUAUGCGUAUAUUGGUAUUGCAUUACGUGCCGCACUCAGAGAGGGGCUGCAUAGAAAGUUAGACUACCCGUUCAAUCCGAUUGAAUUAGAAAUUAGAAAAAGACUAUUCUGGACAAUAUAUAAGAUGGAUAUCUAUGUCAAUACGAUGCUUGGACUACCAAGAACAAUCAGUAGUGAUGAUUUUGAUCAAGACAUGCCUAUCGAACUGGACGAUGAAAACAUAACUGUGACUGGCUACAGGUUUGAUAGGCAAGGCGAUAGACUAUCCAGUUCAGGCAUUGCAAAUGCACACACGCGUUUGAUUUUGAUCAUGAAAGAAGUCGUCACCAAAUUAUAUCCAAUUAAACCACAAAAGGUGAAUAGAGAUAAUGAUAAUAACGCCAAUAGCACCAAUAGCAAUGAAUCGAUGAGAAGUAGUUAUGUUUAUGAGUUAGAAUUGCAGCUACAAGAUUGGAUGAAUGGACUACCGUUGGAGUUGAAACCUGGUGUCGAGCCACCACAUAAGUACUUGAAAGCUAACCGUUUGCUACAUAUUUCUUAUUUACACGUUAAGAUUAUCCUAUAUAGGCCAUUUAUUCAUUAUGUGUCGGCAAAGUUGCGUUCGAAUUCAUUGCAUGAUGUUGUCUGCAUUGAAAAGGCUAAGAAUUGUAUCAAUGUUGCCAGACUGGUUGUCAAGUUAAGCGAGGAUAUGAUCAACAAGAACAUGUUGAGCGGGUCUUACUGGUUUUCAAUUUAUACCAUUUUUUUCUCUGUUGCAUGUCUAGUCUACUAUGUUCAUUUUGCUCCUCCUGUGAACAAGAAUGGGGAAUUGGACCAAGAGUAUAUUGCAAUCAAGAAAGAUGCUGAAAAUGGUAAGAGGGUGUUGGACAUUCUAAAGGACAGCAGCAUGGCGGCACGCCGUACAUACAAUAUACUUAACGCCUUAUUUGAGCAGUUGAAUAGGAAAACGGCUCGAGCUAGUUCUAAGAGUCAGGAGGAGAAUAUGGAGCAAUUUGUACCUGCACAUAUGGCCAGUGCUAGCAACGACUUUGGUAACCAACAGUUCAGUAGUAGCAAUGCGAAUGAAAUGGUUACCUCAUACACGCCGCCAUUUUCACAGUUCACACCGAAUGGGAAGACGCCAUUGAAGGGAUUCACGCCUGACAAUAGUGACCCAAAUGGCAUUACGGGGUAUAAGUAUGUUCCUGGGCCUAUGGAUCAAAUGGAAAUGAAAGUGUUUGGGCGGUUCUUGCCACCGUACAUGUUGGACAAAAGUGAGUCGGAGAAGAUCAGGAGAGACCGUUGGGCAAAAAGCAACCAGGCGGAGACGGCGAUGCGAGGCGAAGGUCAAAUGCAAGCGCAAGAACAAAGACAAGUUGCAGAACAAGUACAGCCACAAGGACAAGAAGCUGGCGGCAUCUCGACCACACCUAUGCAAGAUCCGGCGAAGCAGGAAGAUCUGGGUGUGUUUACUCCUGACAUUCAGGGGUUAUUUGAUUUUAUGAAGCACAACAACGAUGCUGGAGACAAGGACCAUGAGAGAAGACGCCAAGCUGGAUCCCAAUGUGGAUCUGGAGUUGGAUAUGAGUAUGGAGGUGGAAAUGGAGGUGGAAAUGGAGGUGGAAAUGGAGGUGGAAAUGGAGGUGGAAAUGGAGGUGGAAAUGGAAGUAUAAGUGGAAACGGAGGUGAAGGUGAAGGUGAAGGAGGAAGUGACUGGAUUGAUGCUGAAGUGUUGGACACAACCAACGAGUUUUUCAACCAGGUCAACAAUGCUAUACCGUCUGGGCUAACGACGGUCUUCCAGAGUGAGACGGACAAGAAUGCUACGAGGGAUGGAGGUUUAGAGAGCGAGCCAGCACCUCCUGAGAGGACGAUCGAGCUCCCCAGUCGGUUUACCAGUAACGAGGGAGUUGAAAUGCUCGAUGAGCUCUUGUUUGGAAGUGGAUGGGAUCAUGAAAAUGCUGGAAAUUCCGAAUCACCGGAUCAACACUAA
This is a messenger RNA of Pichia kudriavzevii, 3393 nucleotides long. RefSeq lists its product as uncharacterized. The transcript has a single exon. Gene Ontology annotation, cellular component: nucleus. The coding region runs from base 1 to 3393 and encodes 1130 amino acids. Gene Ontology annotation, biological process: positive regulation of transcription by RNA polymerase II; DNA-templated transcription. Gene Ontology annotation, molecular function: sequence-specific DNA binding; DNA-binding transcription factor activity, RNA polymerase II-specific; zinc ion binding. Lineage: Eukaryota; Fungi; Ascomycota; Pichiomycetes; Pichiales; Pichiaceae. The record is from RefSeq and is a predicted model, not a curated record.